AUGGCGACAUUUAUUUCCGUGCCGCUUAAAAAGUCUUCAGACGUGGACUUGGUCAAACCGCUGUCGAAAUACGUGACGUCCACGUACCCGGCGGGCGACGAGCAGGCGGAGUACAUCCGAGCCGUGGAGGAGCUCAACAAGCUUCGGCGGAGCGCGCUUGGAAGGCCCUUGGACAAACACGAGAGCUCCCUGGAGAUUCUUCUCAGAUAUUACGACCAACUGUGCGCUGUGGAGCCCAAGUUUCCCUUCAGUGAAAACCAGCUGUGCUUAACCUUCACAUGGAAAGACGCCUUUGAUAAAGGCUCGCUGUUCGGCGGUUCCGUCAAGCUGGCUUUGGCCAGCUUGGGAUACGAGAAGACAUGCGUGCUGUUCAAUGCGGCGGCGCUCGCUAGCCAGAUUGCCUCCGAGCAGAAUCUGGAAAAUGACGAGGGCCUGAAAAACGCCGCCAAAUUCUAUCAGCUGGCCAGCGGCGCCUUCAGCCACAUCAAAGACACGGUCCUGUCGGCUCUCAACCGCGAGCCCACCAUGGACAUCGCCCCAGAAACUGUGGGCACCCUGAGCAUGAUUAUGCUGGCGCAGGCCCAGGAAGUCUUCUUCCUCAAAGCGACUACAGACAGAAUGAAGGACGCCGUCAUAGCCAAGCUGUCAAAUCAGGCGGCAGAGUUCUACGGUGAUGCCUUCAAGCAGUGUCAGUACAAAGACAACCUGCCUAAGUAUUUUUACUUUCAGGAAGUGCUACCGGUGCUGGCGGCCAAGCACUGCAUCAUGCAGGCCAACGCCGAGCUCCACCAGAGUGUCCUUGCCAAGCAGAAAAAGCGCUUUGGCGAGGAGAUCGCCCGCCUGCAGCACGCGGCCGAGCUGGUGAAGACGGUGGCGUCCCGCUACGACGAAUACGUGAGCGUCAAGGACCUGACGGACAAGAUCAACCGAUCGCUCGUCGCCGCCAAGAAAGACAACGACUUCAUUUACCACGACCGCGUGCCUGAGGUGAAGGACCUGGAGCCCAUCGGCAAGGCGGUGCUCGUUAAAGCCACCGCAAUCUCGCCGCCGCUUAGCCAGAAGUUCGCAGAUGUGUUUGAGAAGAUGGUUCCCAUGGCGGUGCAGCAAUCCAUGACUGUGUACAGCCAGCGCAAAUCAGAGACAGUCAACAGACUGGUGGGAACCAUGCGCGAGGCCACCAACCUCUGCAACGGGGUGCUGGCGUCUCUCAACCUUCCAGCCGCUUUGGAGGACCUCUCCGGGGACUCCAUCCCGCAGUCCAUCGCCGAGAAGUCGCGCUCCAUCGUGCAGCAGGGGGGGCUGCAGAGCAUCGAGCAGCUCAUCAAGGACUUGCCUGAGCUUCUUACUCGCAACAGGGAGAUUCUAGAUGAGGCACUGAAAAUGCUGGACGACGAGGAGACGACGGACAACGAGUUGAGAGCCAAAUUCAACCAACGCUGGAACAGGACGCCGUCUGGGGAUCUCUACAAGCCCCUUCGCGCCGAGGGCGCAAAUUUCCGCAGCAUCCUGGACAAGGCUGUACAGGCGGACCAAGUGGUGAAGGACCGCUACAACGCCCACUGUGAAAUGAUCGCGCUGCUGUGCAAGCCCGAGAGCGAGCUGAGCGCCGCGCUGCCCUCCGCCAACCCCAUGAAGACGCUGCAGGGCAGCGAGGUGGUGAACGUGCUGCGUGCGCAGCUGGCCCAGCUGGACGAGGUGAAGCGGGAACGCGAGGCUCUGGAGUCCGACAUCAAGGGCGUGACCUUCGACAUGUGCGGGACCUUCCUGACGGCGCUGGCCAAGGACGGCGCCAUCAACGAGGAGCAACUCUCGCUGGGGCAGCUGGACAAGAUGUACAGUGAGCACAACCAGAAGGUGCAGGCCAGCCUUCGCCAGCAGGAGGAGCUGCUGGGAAAAAUUCAGGUGGCGCAUCAGGAGUUUAGCAGUCUGAAGCAGUCCAACACAGAGGCCAACCAACGCGAGGAGGUCCUCAAGAAGCUGGCCUCGGCCCACGACAGCUACGUGGAGAUCAGCAGCAACCUCCGCGAAGGCACCAAGUUUUACAACGACCUGACGGAGAUCCUGCUCAAGUUCCAGAACAAAUGCUGUGACAUUGUCUUUGCUCGCAAAACGGAGCGAGAUGAGCUCCUUAAGGAGCUGCAGCAGAGUAUCGCCCGUGAGCCCAGCGCCCCCAACUUCAACGUGCCCGCUUACCAAAGCCAACCCCCGACCGCCCCUGGCGGGCCCACUCCUGCACCCCGGACAAUAUUUGUCCCUCCGCAGGCGCCUCCGCAGACCCAAGACAAAUCCCUGCCACCUGCCAGACCCCCUCCACCCAACCUGACUCCAGCGGCUAGUACACCCGUCACCCCUACACCCACAGGCAACCCACCCCCGGUGGCGCCACCCUCCGCGGCGCAGGGACCCCCUUACCCCGCCUACCAGGGGUACCCGCAGUACUUCCAGAUGCCGAUGGGCUACAACCCGUAUGCCUACGGCCAGUACAAUGUACCCUAUGUGCCCUACCAGGCGCCACCGGGCCAGGCUGGCUACCCGGGCGCUCCUCCAGGCACACAGGGCUACCCCGGAUACCCUCAGCAACCCUCACAGCAGAACUACUACCCUCAGCAAUAA
Molecule: messenger RNA, 2613 nt
Organism: Nerophis lumbriciformis (worm pipefish)
Lineage: Eukaryota; Metazoa; Chordata; Actinopteri; Syngnathiformes; Syngnathidae
Source: RefSeq, a predicted model, not a curated record